CCCUUAAUUAAACGAAUGGAGGCAAGUGCACGCGCAAUAAACAGCUGGCGCUAUCCCUCCCCUACCUCCCAACCCCAAAGAGGUAUCGAGGAGGUCCCCUACCACUUACACCUCUCGCCGUCACCGCUUGACUCCCUCCCCUCUUCUUCGUCUCCCCUCCUCUCGCCCGGCGCUUGCCUACCCGAGCCUCCGCUGCGCGCCGUCCCCCAGUCGCCGCUCGGUCGCUCGCUCUCUAGCGGGUCGCCGACCGGCGGGAUGGCGUUCCACUACCCGGACCACGCGCUGGCGAUGGACGCUGCGGCGGCGAACCUUAGCUUCGCCUCCGGUGUUGGGGGCGUAGGAGGUGUGGGAGGGGCCGGGUGGGAGAGGGAGAAGGCGGCCAUCGCGGCGCACCCGCUGUACGAGCGCCUGCUGGAGGCGCACGUCGCCUGCCUCCGCGUCGCCACACCCGUCGACCAGCUCCCGCGCAUCGACGCGCAGAUCGCCGCGAGGCCCCCGCACAUGGCCGCGACGGCGGCAGGCGGAGCGAACUCGGGAGACGAGGAGCUCGAUCUGUUCAUGACACAUUACGUAUUACUCCUCUGUUCAUUCAAGGAACAACUCCAGCAGCAUGUGCGUGUUCAUGCAAUGGAAGCAGUGAUGGCUUGCUGGGAGCUUGAACAAACUUUACAAAGUCUUACAGGCGCAUCUCCUGGUGAAGGCACUGGGGCAACUAUGUCUGAUGAUGAAGACAAUCAGGUAGACAGUGAGAACAACAUGUUCGAUGGAAAUGACGCGUCAGAUGGUAUGGGCUUUGGCCCCUUAAUGCUGACUGAGGGUGAGAGAUCCUUGGUUGAGCGUGUACGGCAAGAGCUGAAGCAUGAGCUUAAGCAGGGGUACAGAGAGAAACUUGUGGAUAUUAGGGAAGAGAUAAUGCGGAAGCGGAGAGCUGGGAAACUCCCUGGAGACACAGCUUCUACUUUGAAAGCUUGGUGGCAAGCUCAUUCUAAAUGGCCAUACCCAACUGAGGAAGACAAGGCUCGCCUGGUGCAGGAAACAGGACUACAGCUAAAGCAGAUCAAUAAUUGGUUCAUCAACCAACGUAAGCGGAACUGGCACAACAACCACGCGUCAUCCUCGUCCGACAAAAGCAAGAGAAAAAGAAGCACUGCAGGUGAUGGCAACGCAGAGCAAUCUUGGUAGAUCGCGGCUGGAGAAGAAAAUAUAUGUGAAUAACUCUUCUAUUGUGAAGAAUGCCAAUGUAUUUGUUGCUCCGGGGACAACCCUUCGACAGGCCAUUCCGGAGCCCAAUAUUUAUAGCAAGACAUGACACAAUGUAAUAAUGUUGUAAUUAGUCGUGUAAACAAAAGAAGCUUGUAUAGUAACAUAAUAGAAACUAGCAUUCACGUUGGGUAUUGUCUAGUGUGCAUAUGUAAUUGUUGGGCCCGGCUGUCACUUUAUAACGAUGCGUGCGUGAUUCAAAUAUGUUUGACUACCAUGCGAUAUUGUAAUUUGUGGAGUAUGCGAUAUUGUAAUUUGUGAA
Molecule: messenger RNA, 1522 nt
Organism: Phragmites australis (common reed)
Lineage: Eukaryota; Viridiplantae; Streptophyta; Magnoliopsida; Poales; Poaceae
Product: homeobox protein knotted-1-like 11
Exons: 6
Coding region: 16-1182 (388 amino acids)
Biological process (GO): regulation of DNA-templated transcription
Cellular component (GO): nucleus
Molecular function (GO): DNA binding
Source: RefSeq, a predicted model, not a curated record